AUGGCUUUAUCACUCAAUGAGCAGAAGCAAUUACAAUUGGACUCGCAACGUAAGCUGGCUCAAGCCAAAAGCCCGCUAGAAAAGUUGCGAUACACAUGUCUCUGUCGCGGUGCCAGUGGAAUAAAUGGAAUCGGCCGGCAAUUCCGUAUAAUAGAUGACGAUAACAACAAGUUGAUUUCUAAGGAGGAAUUCGUGAAGGUUUGCCAUGACUUCAGAGUUGGCCUCACGAAUGAUGAAACUGAUGGUCUUUUUGCUGAAAUCGAUCGAGAUGGGUCUGGUUCAAUCAAUUUUGAUGAAUUCCUAGAAGCCUUGCGGGUACAAUGUGGUUUUUAUCUAAUUUUUCAGCCGCCAAUGUCGGAAAAUCGCAAAAAAAUAAUAGAACUUGUUUUCAAUAAGAUGGAUAAGACUGGCGAUGGUGCCGACGAUCUGAGGGGCGUCUACAAUGUUCGAAGCCAUCCCAAGUAUCUGAAUGGCGAGUUGAGUGAAAAGGAUGUCUUAAAUGAAUAUUUGAAGACUUUCGAAAGCAGAGGUGAAAAGGAUGGGAAGGUGACUUGGCAAGAAUUUUUAAACUAUUACAGCGCGGUGAGCUCAUCCAUCGACGAUGAUGUCUACUUUGAUCUGAUGCUUCGUAACGCCUACAAACUAUAG
This is a messenger RNA of Echinococcus granulosus, 648 nucleotides long. Its product is annotated as Calcyphosin-like protein. The record is from RefSeq and is a predicted model, not a curated record. The coding region runs from base 1 to 648 and encodes 215 amino acids. Gene Ontology annotation, molecular function: calcium ion binding. The transcript is spliced from 3 exons. Lineage: Eukaryota; Metazoa; Platyhelminthes; Cestoda; Cyclophyllidea; Taeniidae.